AAGGGCUCCAUGCCUGCAGCGCGCUCCGCCCCAGGGGCGCUCGGGCACCGCGGCGCGGCGUGGGCUCCUCUGCCUGGGGCACCCCCUCUGCCGCCGAGCCCUCAGAAACAUAUAGCAUGCUCCUUUUUUAAUUUUUUUUUUUUAACUGGCUAGUGGUAGGCGAGGCAAUGCUGCUGCUUGCGAGGUGUGCGGCGAGAAAGAAAUGAGUUCCUGUUUAAACAUAGGAGGUUGAGAUUAGCAACCGAGUUUCGGUUCUGCAGCUGGCAGCGGGUGACCUGAGUGAAUUCGAAGGUCUCGUUCUGCAGGAGAGAAGCUGCUCUUUCCUGUGUGAGGGGAGUGUUUUCUGAAAAUAUAAACGUGUGAUGCUGUGGGUAGUCCAAAGAAGGUGUAGCUGGUGCUAAAAGUCUCUUCUCAUUGUUGAGUUCUACACGGUAAAUGAUGAUGUUGACAUAUAUAAUUGAGGUUGGACAUUAGGAGAAAUUUCUUCAUAGAAAGAAUGAUUAGACAUUGCAAUGGGCUGCCCAGGGAUGUGGUGGAGGUGUUUAAGGAAGGACUGGAUGUGGCACUUGGCACAUGUGGCACCGUGGUCUAAUUGAUAAGGUUGUGCUUGGUUGUAGGUUGGACUUAAUGGGUUCAGAGUGCUUUUCCAACCUGAUUCUGUGAAGGUGUUACUGCAUUGCCAGUAAUCCCGAGGGCUCUGCCAGGUGAAGGAGCCAGUCCCAGUUCUGCAGGCUCACAUGACUGCGUGCUGCUCAGAUCUGUUCAAAUUCACAUAGAAAUGGAAGGGAAGGUGAAAAAAACACGGGUGGAUUGUGACGAACAUGAGCUUAAUACAACUUAAAUAUCAUAGCACAACAAAAUACUAGUAGUUGUGGCCAUCUGCACAAAUCAUAUAACUGUAUGUAUAACUCUUCAUUUAAUUUUUCUUCAAGCAGAGGAGAGAUUCCUGUACAAAAUCAGAUAAUACAGUUUGGGCAUGUUUGAGGCACAGAGUUGAAAUCCCACAUUUUUGGCUCCUGCAAAUGGAGCAAUCAUCAUUUAAAAUAGUUAAGAUUUUUAAGACCUUUAUUGACUAUUUCUCAUAAAUUUGGCACUGUCUCACAAUAAAAAUACGAAAAAUAAUUUAGAGUUGAAGAUGUUUAUUGUUAUUCCUUUCAGUACUCAUGAAAGUCUUGUUAAAAAACAGUGGUUUAUCAUUUAGAAAGCUCAUUCCUAGAAGGGAGGGACAGAAUUCAAAUAAAAGAAGUGCUGUAGAAAGAAAACUGCAAAAGCAUUCCAGGAGAGCUUAGUAGGCAGAGUAUCACCAUGUGCUGCUUACCUUGAUCCAAGAUCCUUUUGAAUCUGAACCAAACCUGUGGAUUAAAUGCUCAAAGAUUAGGAAAUUAGAUGAUUCAAGUCAAAAUGCAUGUUCAGAGUUGACUUUUGCAAGUUUUCCUUAGCUUUUGACUCUCAAGAACUCUGCCAACAGACAUUGGAAAAACUUUGACUUUCUGUUAGACUUUGGCACGUUGUAGUCUGGCUCUUGCACACUAGUUACCUGUUCACAUUUACCAUAAAUAAUGGCUAAAAACAUAACUUGCAGCUAGAUUUUGGAAGUAACUUCUGGAAGGGUUUGUUUCCUUCUCUUUCCCCCACCCCUUUAAGACUUUUUGUCUUGUGGGAUUUGUUUGCAAUCUGCUAGCUGAAGCUCUGAGGCAAGUUUGCCAGAUCUGGGGCUGUAUCAUCACUCUGCACAUCUGGAAGUGGUUUAUGUGCUCACAUUCCUCCAGCACAGCGUCUGGACUCUGCGCUAUUCCUCAGCAGCAGAGAAAGGAAAGAAAACCAGCACAACUCCAAAGUAAACUUUGAAGAGUUCAAAAAAGGAAUUGAAUCAUAAAACUGUUACUGUGCCCUGUAAGGCCCUUGUGGGGGUGACUUCAAAGGAGGAUGGUGGUCGAGGACGCUUUGGCAAGAGUGCUUACAGCUGUGGGCUGUAUCUAGGAUCCAAGUAAAUAACUCUACAGCGCUUCAGGAGAGAGGAGUCCCGAAUACUGUGCUGCUUUGAAGAGAUAAGCUUGAUUUCCUCUGUGUAUAUUAAUGCCACAUGAAGAGAAUGGUCUCCUGGAAUGUAGAUAAGUAGUGCAGAUGUGGAAGAACUUCCAGAGUACUCCUUUCUCACUCCAAUUAACCAUUAGCUGAGACUUAAAUACAUUUGAAUAUAAGGGGCCUGGACUAGAAGCACAGUUUUAGGGAAGGCUACCUCCUUUUCUUCAGCAUCACAAAAAAUAUACAUAAAUACAAGCCCACUACACCCACUGGAAGAAUACAGCUUUUACCACAGAUCAUACUUCUCAUUCAACAGGACACAUGGCUCUUUUAAAGAAAGUUAACCAAAUCUUACUGGUACUUCUUGUCUUAACCGUGUGCGCUAUUCUGUAUAACAAAGUUCACCAAGUGCCCUUGGCAUUAAGAAAUGAAACAGUGGACUUAGAGAGCCCUGAGGAAAUGGAGGAAGAAAUCCCAGUGGUGAUCUGCGCUGCUGCGGGCAGGAUGGGUGCAGCUGUGGCCGCGAUCAGCAGCAUCUACAGCAACACAGAGGCCAAUGUUUUGUUCUACAUCAUUGGGCUGAAGACAACCAUCCCACACAUUCGAAAAUGGAUUGAAAAUUCUAAACUGAAAGAAAUAAAAUUUAAGGUUGUGGAAUUCAAUCCUAUGGUACUAAAAGGAAAAAUCAGACAAGAUGCAUCACGUCCUGAGCUACUUCAGCCUCUGAACUUUGUUCGAUUUUAUCUUCCUUUGCUUAUCCAGAAGCAUGAGAAAGUAAUAUAUUUGGAUGAUGAUGUCAUUGUUCAAGGUGACAUCCAGGAACUCUACAAUACUAAGUUAGCUCCUGGACAUGCAGCAGCUUUUUCAGAUGAUUGUGAUCUGCCUUCUACACAUGAAAUGGUUAGAAGUGUAGGGAUGCAGAACACAUACAUGGGAUUCCUGGACUACAGAAAGCAAGCCAUUAGAGAUCUUGGCAUCAGUCCCAGUACCUGCUCCUUCAAUCCUGGAGUAAUUGUUGGUAACAUGACUGAAUGGAAACAUCAGCGGAUUACAAAGCAGUUGGAAAAGUGGAUGCAAAGAAACGUAGAGGAAAACCUCUAUAGCAGUACCCUUGGGGGUGGUGUGGCAACCUCCCCAAUGCUGAUUGUAUUUCAUGGAAAAUACUCCUCUAUUAAUCCUAUGUGGCACAUAAGGCAUCUUGGUUGGAGUCCUGAUGCCCGUUACUCAGAGCAAUUUCUUCAAGAAGCUAAAUUACUUCACUGGAAUGGGAGAUACAAACCUUGGGACUACCCCAGUGUCCACACUGAUCUCUGGGAAAACUGGUUUAUUCCUGACCCCUCAGGGAAGUUCAAAUUAACUCGUCCUGAUAGCUGAUACUGAUAUACUGCAUAACGUAGUGUAUGGGAUGCAUUUAAUAGUUUGAGAUGCAACAUGUUGUAUGAGUGAUUGAUUCUAGAAAACAAAGUAUUUGUUAGAAAUAUGAAUAAUUGACCAUCAGUUUUGUGUGCUUAUGGCAGGUGAGGGAGGCCAGGUUGACCAAUACAUAGUUCAGAUUAUCUUGACUUUCACUAAACACUUACAGAGGUGAAAUUCAGUGUCAGACAGAGUGCUUUAAUUUAAGGUCUUUCUAAGGAAGAUUCCAAUGUCUUCUGGUAGGAAAAAAUCUACACAGGAGAUAGCUGCAGUGUUAUGUACAAGAAGUGUUUAGUUAUCUAGCUCACAUGAACAGCCUGAAUUGAAAACCAGGGCACAUAUUACUGUGUUCUGUUGUGUGGUGACUGUUUUGUGGCAUCUCUGACUGUAAACCAUCCUAUAGUGUACUUAGCAAGAUGCAAAAUACAUUCCAAUACGCUGCAGUACAAUUCCUGAUUUUAUUGUGAAACAUUCAUAGAUUUAAGACAGAUUAAGAACUUCUGUAUCACUGUAACAAAAAGAGCACCAGUUUUGAGGGAGGACACAGAAUUGCAGUAUUUAGUGGAAUGGUCAUUGCACACUCAACUGUAUUUUAUACCCAGAUAACCAAGCGGGCGAUUCCAUUAAGGAAGAGACCUUUCCCUUCCAAUCAAACAGGAUAGCCUUUCAGGAGUUACAUCCUACUGUGCUACACACUCAGCAGUGCUAAUUUCAUGCUUCUAAUUUUGUUGAAAAUAAAACUAAAUUGUAACAAAUCCCUGAUGCAAGAUACUUUGAGCACCUGCAGGAAAACAUCCAUGUAAACAGCAAUACAUGAUACAGUACACUUUAAAUAACAGACAAGACAAGUCCUAUACCUUUCUGACAAUAUGUGGAACAGCUUUAUGCUGCAGCUAAUAAACACAGUCAGAAUUAUAAUGCACACUCACUCAAUUGAAGAUUUUCAGAAUUAAGCCACAUAAUUUGGGAAGAAACUGUAAACAUCAUGCCUGCCUCACAACAUGUUGACAGUGUGUGAUCUCUGUAAGACGUGUUACAGCAGGAUUAGAACUAACCAGUUACACACAACUGACAACUGUCACUAGCUGUGAGGAGAGGAUAAAUCACACUGGUACAGGAAGAUGACCAGCAUGGAGUGUGGAGAUACUGUUUGUGUCUGUUUUCAAGUUUGUGAAGCACCAAAUGUUGUAAGAUCAUCAAAACUUUAGUGUUUUGAUCAGCUUAUUGCUUUUACUUCAUCUUUUCCUUACAAGAUAAAAGAGGGAAAGAAGAUGAGAAUUAGGCACCAGGAUGAAUUUUUUUUCUCAGUCACUAAUAUCGGACAAAAACGUGUAUCAUUUAGGCAAGUUCCUCAGAAGACAGUUAUAGUUUCUAUAGACAACUUCUUAUUCAUGGAACAGCUGUUCCCUGUAUUAAACUCAACUUUAACUUUUAAGUGGAAUAAAGGGAACAACCACUAAGGUACUACAGAUUGAAAAGAGCUUAAUGUUAAAAACUGCUAAACUGCAAAUCUAUUUCAUCCUGUGCUAAUUGUACAUGAUGAAUAACAUAGUUGUAUAUGACUUUUAAGAGAAUGCAGUCUUUCAAUUCUCUGUCUUAUUCAAAGGUGUUAUCUCCUGCUAAAGGUGAAGGGACUAACUUCAUGGAAAUGAUGGAGUUUAAAUACCACAAAAUUCAAGAACUAUCACUGCUCUUUGUUUUUGCCUUUUUUUAAAAGCAAUUCCAGUUCCUUACAUUGUAAUUUAAGGGGAAAAGAGAUGGAGUGGUAGAGAAACCUUAUCCUAAGAGAGCUCAGGUAGGAUAUUUAGGCCCUGUCCUGUGUGACACAAGUUUUCCUCCCCAGUGUUGUGACUUGAGAUGAUGUCUUCACUCCCUUCAUCCUCAAUUAUGGUACACUCACUGAAGAGACAGAGCUGUCUUGUCCCACCCAGAAGAUAGCACCCAUAGCUGCAGAACACAACUUUCUACACUUUUUAAGAUGGUAAAAGGCAGGAUUAAAAAGCACCAUUUCCUUAACUGUGCAUAAUUAAAAACACCGUUUCACAUAAGGUAAGGGUACAUUUUCCAUUUCCCCCCCUGGAUAUAAAAGUAUUAAGAGAUAUCCAUAUAUUGAGGGAUCAGUAAAAAGUAUACUGCUGCUGUUCCUACCAUGUUACCAUUUAUGGAAUAAAAUUAACAUCCCAAAGAAAUCUUCACAAAUGAGAAAGCAAUUUGUUAAAACUGCAAGACGUGGUAUACAUUAAAUAUAAAACCCAUAUACAAAAAAGGGCUAACUUUUUUUUUAAAAGUUUGGACAGUUCCUUAAAAUUUUCUAGUUCAUUGAUUUCAGCCUACCACACACUAACUUUGGACUAUAAUAAAAUAACUAGGGGAGAUAAAAUACUAUUCAGAUGCUUCAGUUGGAGAACUGAGGUACCAAUCUUGAUCACUGCAUUAAAACUGCAGCAUGUGUGCAUAGCUGAGAAGGAACAGCUCCUACAUGCUGCUUCCCUCCUCUUCCCGUGUCAUGCCAGCAUUGAACUCUGGAAUCUGGUCUGCAAAGGACUGUGUCAUCCACUGUCCAUUAGGAACCUCGCUGAAGGACGACCCUUCGCAGUACUGUGGAUUGCUUUCUGCUGAACAAACAAAAAUCAGACAAUUUUUAAAGGCAGUUGACACCAGGGGCUCUUUGUUCCCCAGCACUGGCUGCAGACUGAAUGCCCCAAGCACCUACCAGUUCCAUUUGAAGACAAGCUGCACUGGUCCGUGCCAUACGGUGCACGGUCACAGUAAGCUCCUCCAUACGCUGCUUCGUAGCCUGGGUCAUACUUUUCUUCUUUGACAGCCAUCUUUUUAGCAUCCUCUGCACAAACAGAACAGCUCAAGCAUUAAUAUUUAGAAUAAAAAUUAUCAAAGAGCACUUCUAUCAGAAAACAUUUGAAAAACUGCCACAAAUUCCACAAGAUUCUACCUGCUCCCCUUAAAAAAUGUAGCCUGUACUAAAGAGAAUGGAAUCUGUAAUUCUAUACCACACACUUUAGCGAAUCACAUCUCCCCAUUAAAAAAUUCUUUCUUUCUGCUUGGGAAACUGCUAGUAUUGUAAACUACAUUACAUUUUAAUGAAGUGUGAACAAAAUAACAACAAUACCUUGUGCAAGCUGCAAGUCAAAUGUGUACUGCACCUCCUGGACCUCCGUGUUGGGUGCAAUGCCUUUCAGUUGAUCCCUUAAGUCUUUCAGCUUAAUGUAAUAAUGAACUUUAUCUUGUGCCCGAGGAAACUGAGCACAUCUUGCACUGGAUGAUGGCAUAACAUAGCAGAGCUUGAGACAAAGAGCAAGAAAAACAGCAUUACUGAUCCCCAAGCUAUGAGUUAAUACUUAGUGCAUUCAGAACAACUUAACUUUUUAAACUAUUUGUACAAACUUCAACUAAUGCUAGAGGUGGUUAUGGAAGGGGCUAAAAUGACUUUCCACUUUUCUUGGUCAGCCAUCUGUCUUGCCCUGAAGACAGGGCUGAUUACCAGCUGCUAAGCGAGCACAAUUUUCACCAGUUAUUUAUGUGCUGCAGGAGAAGCAGUACCCAUGUGUGCUACAAGAGAACAGAGCACACUCCAGAACUCCCUGAACAAGCAGAGCUCUGAGCCAUAGAGGUGUAUGGGAUAGCAUGCAAAGGUCCCAAACCAGUGAGGGAGGCAGCACAGCUUAACUAGCCUGGCUUAUUGGCCAAGUGCAUCUGCAUGAUGUAUGCCAGGCUGUGAAAUUGUUAGUGUUGUUGGAGCCAGCUUCAGUGUUUCUUUCUACCUCUGCCAAGAGCCCUAACUAAAGACAUCAAGUUAGUACAAGAAAAACAAAUUGUAUUCAAUACUUCUAUUACCAUGCAGUCUUUAUGAACAAGUACCAGUAAAGGGGAUUACUUUUCUUACAAAUACAUCUACUGCAGAAGUCCUUAAGAGCUACCUAAGGAGCAAAUACUUUAUCCAAUGAUUCUUCAGGCUCUAAUGGCAGCACUUCCACCUUUAGAGAAAGGCAGCUGAAACUUGCAGCACUAGUAAUUGAGGAUAGAAAUAAGAAGAAAAACAAUCCAAACUUUUGAACUGACAAGAUAAUGAAGCUUUAGAAUAAGCUACCUUGGCAAGCAGUGUAAUUGCCUUUGCUUUAGCUUGUUUAUAAGAACACAUUAAACAAUCAAAUUAUUAAUGAUACAUAGCUGGUCUCUUGAGAUAUUUUCCAGCACUGAAGUUCUAUGACUAAUGCACUCUUCAUCAAAUUGCUUGUUUUAUCUUAAGCAUCCAAUUUAACUUCAAACUGCAGAUCAGCUUAAGAAGAUCCAGACUGAUGGAAGCACUUGGGCAUGCCCAGAUCUAGCAAUGCUGAAGGGUUGCAUGCAGUAACACAAGGAUGGACUUGUUGUUCUUUCUCCCCCACUGUGGCAUUGCAUGGUCAUGCUCAAUAUCAAAAUCCAGUAAUGCAAAUACCCAGGGAAUUGGACACAGGGGAUCAGAUGAAAAUUAUCAUAAAAGCAAGCACGUGUUACUUGUAUUUUAUGCAGUCCUCAGAGAAUGCACCAACCUACUAACCAUAACAUACCAUUUCUCAAAAGAAGUCUGCAAAUCUGAAGAAGCUGCAUUAAAGAUGUGUCCAAAAACUGCACUACUCCCCUUUCUCUACCUAAGUAAAAACCUUUCACACCUCUUGUACUCAAGUCAAACUGGUGUUAUCCUAAGUGGGUGCAAAGCCUGAGAUUUAAUUCGUUUUUAUAUAACCAAAAUGAAGUGCCUCAGUUUUGUUUCUCAGUCUCAAUACUUACAGUUUCUGUAUCUGGCACUUUGUGCGGCUGCAGCCCAAAUUCCAAGUUCUUAACUUUAAUUCCAAAAACUUCUUUACUAAAAAUUUCAUAAAUACCUAAAAUGAAAAUAUAGGGUAAGUGGAAAAAAAAAGAAGCUACUGGCAGAAAAAAAUCAUUUAAAAGUAAAAGUUCUCACAUUUUCCAUUAAAAGCUGCUAUACGAGGUUUAUACUUCUGUAGCUUCUGCAUCAGAAUUCGCCCUCCUUCCCGAAACUCUUUGCUAAAAGACAAAAUACUCAAAAUUAUAAUCACAACUAUUAAUUCAUUAACAAGCCUGAUAUUUCCUUUUAUUGUCUUACCUGGAGAGGUCUUUGCUUCCAGGUGUUGUCCUUUCAACCAUGUUUGUAAAUCCAAUCCCAUAUUUAUGUGGCAAGGUAUGGUCAUCCAUGUGGUUCAGCUGCUCAUUACUUAGACCAGACAUGAACAGACACUUCC
This is a messenger RNA of Passer domesticus (house sparrow), 8696 nucleotides long. It is a transcript of the gene GLT8D2, whose product is annotated as glycosyltransferase 8 domain containing 2. NCBI's taxonomy places the organism in Eukaryota, Metazoa, Chordata, Aves, Passeriformes, Passeridae. Gene Ontology annotation, molecular function: glycosyltransferase activity. The record is from RefSeq and is a predicted model, not a curated record. The transcript has 12 exons. Bases 2347 to 3399 code for a protein of 350 amino acids. Gene Ontology annotation, cellular component: Golgi apparatus.